CGGUCGCCAUUCUCCAUUGCAGCCAAAGCUGCUUUGAUUUUCAGCUUGCUCUCUCGCCGCCGUCUGCCAUGGCCAAGAGAACCAAGAAGGUUGGGAUUGUCGGCAAAUACGGCACCCGAUAUGGUGCUAGUUUGAGGAAGCAGAUCAAGAAGAUGGAGGUGAGCCAGCACAGGAAGUACUUCUGCGAGUUCUGCGGCAAGGAUGCUGUCAAGAGAAAGGCCGUCGGUAUCUGGGGAUGCAAGGAUUGCGGCAAGGUGAAAGCAGGAGGUGCUUACACCAUGAACACCGCCAGUGCUGUGACCGUGAGGAGCACCAUCCGACGUUUGAGGGAGCAGACCGAGAGUUAGAUGUCUUGUUUGAAUCGUAACCUCGUUCUGUUACUGUUAUGGGAUUUUGAUUUCGUUGUAUUAGUUGAGAACAAUGUCGUUUCCGUUCUGGUUUGUUUACUUUAGAACGUUGUAGGACCUAAUGAAAGCUGGUUUUUUGGGUACUGUUUUAAGAGAUAUUGAUCAUUGUAGACACCACCUAGUUGGUUCCUCCUUAUGUAGUGUUUUACUGCAAAUUUGGCUAUACAAUACUCAUUUUCGUGGCUGAUGCUCUAUUUGAUUUCCAUCCAUAUUUCUCAAGUAUGGUUGCACUUGCAUCUGCUGCAAUAAUGAUAUGUGGAUGGUGUGGGAGGGUAGGGGGAGCUAAUUGCUAAUACACAAACACUGUUAUGGUGUUUAAGUGGUUCGCUGUAAGCCUGUAACGGACUCUAUCCAUCAACAUUUUACGCGUAAAAUCGAUGUUUGUGAAACCAUGUCGAAGAUCGUAAAAUUGAUGUGUGUGAGUGUGACAACGUCACCUAAUGGGUUAGCUUCUUGCCCUAAGCAUUUUCUAUUUCCUCUCUUAUGAUUCGCGGGACAACGUCACCUCCCUUCGGAGCGGGCCCGCUCGAUCCGACCCGCUGCGUUCCGGAUCAUAGGCACCCGUAUAUAUGUCAGGUUGCCAUUUGUUUACGAAUCAAAUUAACAGACAAAUCCCCCGCUAAGCAUUUCUCUACACUGACAAUUUCCCUUUUCCUCUUCCAUUUCCAUCGCCGCUCUCUCCAUUCAAUUUCUCCUCCGAUUUCCUCUCCGCAGCGAGCGCAGCCCCGCCUUCGUCUCUCUCUCGUUUUCUCAGGUACUCUCUCUGCUUUCUGUCUGUUAGGGCUGCAAUUUAGGGCCGUCUUCAACUAGUUCAACUUCCGCCGGAGAGCUGCAAUUUAGGGCUGAGUUGUUGCGGCUCUCUGAUUCGCCGCUUCUUCUCCCGUGUUUCAGUUCCCGGUUCUCCUCUAUCCGGAUCGCCAUCCCAAGCUUUCCGGAUUCCACUUCGUCCCUGCCGUGAGAGAUCCACCCGUCGUGCGUGCAUUUACUUCCCAGUCGCCGUCCGGAUUUCUCGAGGUAGUUUCCUGCUCCUUUCGGUUUUCGCAGUUUUUCCGAUUGCUUGCGAGAUCUUAAUAGUAAGUAGAGCGUUGAAUUGUUUCCUGAUCUGUAUAGCAAAAAUUGAAUUCGUCUUUCUCGCGUUUGUUUGUUUGUUUGGUGCAGUGAAUCGUGACGAGUUUCUUCUGAUAGCCUAUCUCGGUCGCUGCGAUGGUUUCAUUUGAGAUGAACGAUCGCAAGAGUGAGUUGAAACCUUACAUUUGUUCAUUUUCUUCGUGAUUUAGAACUGCAGCAGUUUAUGAAUCGUCUAGGAGUUGGAAUGAAGAUGAAUUCUACGUUCAUAGUGUUGAUUAUUAUGAGUCAAGGAUGAUUGCGAAGCUGUGUGGCUAGGUUCCCUGUAAAGAGCCAUAUGACGUCUAUUGAGUAGUUGGCCAUUUGUUUUCUCACUGCUUAUUGCUUAAUGAAGUAGCUCAUGACCCUCCCACUGUAAAAUGCGUUGGUACAAUUGGUUACGGGAAAACAGUUUGUUGAACGGUUUGCUUCUUUAUAUGAGCUCCUGUUUGUUUCCAAGUUAGGCUUCACUUGCUUGACACAUAAAUGGAUUAUCCGAAGUCAUGACGGGACUAAAAAGAACAGAGGUAGUGUAUGUUAUAGAAGGGAACUACCUGUUUAUAGCUUCUGCAGGGUAAUCAUUGAUCUUUGUAGUGAAUUGGCCAACUAACUCUUGCCAUUUGUCAGUCUCUGCUAUAGAUGUUAGGGAAAAAGUGGAAGUCCUUCAUUUGUGCACUAAGUGCGGCUGUGCCUCCAAUUCCUUGUUUUCCUGGGUGAUGCAGAAAUUGGGCUAGGAUUGACAGGAUUUGGCGUCUUUUUCUCCAUUCUGGGAAUCAUCUUCUUCUUUGACAAGGGACUACUUGCCAUGGGAAAUGUAUGUGAUUCUAAUAUUGCAAGUAUCUUCUUCUGUUCCACUUUCUCACAAUAUUAUACAUAUUUAACAUUGACUUGUUUUGCUGUGCCUUUUGGUCAGAUCCUCUUCAUCUCAGGAGUGAGUCUCACUAUUGGACCAAAGUCGACCAUGCAAUUUUUCAUGAAACGCCAAAACUAUAAGGUGAAACUUCCUUUCUCCUUUUUCACUUGCUUGCCCCAUGUGUAAGCCUCAUUUCGGUGUCAUUUAUGACUACUUAUACUAUGCUGAUUCCCAUGCAAUCACUAUAAGAGCUAGUGAUGUGAACUGUUUGUCUUCCUUGUGGACUAAUGCUUUCUGGUUUGAUGGUCAUACAGGGAACUAUCUCAUUCGGUUCAGGUUUCUUCUUUGUUGUGAUUGGAUGGCCUAUUAUUGGUAUGAUUUUGGAGGCAUAUGGGUUUGUUGUGCUCUUCAGGUAAUUUGAUUCUUCAUUUCUUUGUAUAGGCGAUGUAAUGGAUAAUUGUACACUGUUGAAGAUGCUGAUGGAAAUCUUUGUGCAGCGGCUUCUGGCCAACACUAGCAGUUUUCUUGCAGAGGAUACCUAUUCUUGGGUGGGUACUGCAACAACCAGCAAUCAGAUCGGUAUGUGGUUUUCCCCCAAUUUAGACAUUUCAGCUCACUUUUCGAUUAGCUUCUGUGAUGGAUACCCUCUCCCAUUGCUUGGACCUUUAGACUCAGGAUAAGGUGUGGCUCUUUGAAUUCAUUGUACCUGUCUUUAUUGUCCAAUGCAAACAGGUUUAUCAUCGACAGUGAUUAGAUAAAUACAUCAGACAUUUAGACCGACCUCUAUAACUUUGUAUAAAUUUUUGUUCUGAUGUUAGAAGCCUAUGUUAGUGGUUGCAACAUAUGAGGGCCAAUUUAGAACAACAAAGAACGUAGAAUUACAUAGGCAUAGUCCUUGACUUUGAUCAAUAGUUAGUGUAGAUGUGCUUUGACUUUUGGAAAUCAUGAGUUCCCUUGACUAUGAUGACUUGAGCUUUCAUCUGAUUAUUAUGUGUGUACUGAAACACUACCGAUGUCGAAGUAAUGAAUUCUCCUAUGCUUU
Linum trigynum is the source of this 3406-nucleotide messenger RNA. The record is from the annotation of a GenBank genome assembly. NCBI's taxonomy places the organism in Eukaryota, Viridiplantae, Streptophyta, Magnoliopsida, Malpighiales, Linaceae.